Myxocyprinus asiaticus (Chinese sucker) is the source of this 3129-nucleotide messenger RNA. RefSeq names its product torsin-1A-like. Gene Ontology annotation, cellular component: nuclear envelope; endoplasmic reticulum lumen. Lineage: Eukaryota; Metazoa; Chordata; Actinopteri; Cypriniformes; Catostomidae. The transcript is spliced from 6 exons. The record is from RefSeq and is a predicted model, not a curated record. The coding region runs from base 525 to 1628 and encodes 367 amino acids. Gene Ontology annotation, molecular function: ATP hydrolysis activity; ATP binding.
UACUUUUAAUAAUCUUAAUGAGAAAUAUUUACACAUUUUAACUGAUCAAUAGGCAUUUUUCCACAGACCGUGACGCGUUUCCCCAUUUAUCUGCGUAAAUUUAAUACUUUAUAUUGAAUAACAUUAUGCUUUGUUAUAUUACUCGAAUUAGUUAAGAAAUUAAUUACCACAGCUGCUGAUGGAGUGACGAAAAAUUUGGGUCUUCUCACAUCUGACUGUCUUAAUCUACCGCAUUUUUCCUCUUUCUCUCUUCUGGAUAGUCAUUCAAACGUAAGUGGGUUUUAUUUUAUUUUUUUUUUUACGUUUUUGGAGCAAAUAAGUGUAAAUAGUAUUUGCUGUGGUCUCCCGUCAACCGCUUAGCCCCGCCCAUUUCAGAAGCCCUUUCGUAGCGUUCUUCCCGCUGUUCUCUUUGAUGCGGCCUGCCUGCAGUGAAAAUCGGAUGCUGAAUAUUGAAUGGAUCCUAGAAUUACAUUUAAUAGCCCAAUGUUACAGUUGUCGCAUGAUCUAUAUUUCCGUCGGCACCGAUGAUUUCAACCGUUAUCUUACUCGCACUCCUGGCUGUUUCGGCAGAAGCGGAAUUUUUUCAGUUCGAUAGCAUUUCAAAUGUUUCUACCUAUUAUUUCAAUUACAUCUAUUGCAAUAUUUGGGAAGGGGACUGUCAGCCAAACCAGGAUGAUGGAACCCAACAAGUGCCAACUGGGGACAUUUGGUCAGGGUUUCCCCAGUACUACACUGGCAUGCUGACUGCUUGGUACUGCAGCAUGGGUCAGUGCUGUGAUUCAGGGGACUGCAGGAUUACAAAUAAUAUCACUGGUUUAGAGAGAGAUCUUCAGCUAAAGCUACAUGGGCAACAUCUGGCUCAGUCUGUGGUUCUGAAAGCGAUUCAAGGCUUCAUCAAAAACCCUGAGUCCAAUAAACCACUGACUCUCUCCUUCCACGGCUGGUCUGGGACAGGCAAGAAUUUUGUAGCCCGGAUAGUAGCAGACAACCUGUAUCGGGAUGGUAUAAAGAGCGAAUGUGUGCGUUUGUUCAUUGCCCCGUUCCACUUCCCUCAUGCCAGAUUGUUGGACGUGUACAAGGGCCAGCUGAGAGAAGCCAUUCGAGACAUGGUUCUGCGGUGCCCACAGACUCUCUUUAUCUUUGAUGAAGCAGAGAAGCUUCAUCCAGGACUCAUUGAUGCCAUAAAACCCUACAUGGACCACUAUGAUAAUGUGGAUGGGGUCAGCUAUAGGAGAGCUAUAUUCCUUUUCCUAAGCAAUAUUGGUGGUGCUGCCAUCAAUGAGGUGGCACUGGAUUUCUGGCACUCGGGACAGAACAGGGAAGACAUCGGCAUGGAGGACUUGGAGCAUCUUCUUCGGGCUGAAGCCAUGGAGGCAGAAGGAGGUUUUGCCCAGAGUGAGCUCAUGUCAGGCCAUCUGAUUGACUUCUUUGUACCAUUCUUACCUCUGGAGUAUCGGCAUGUGAAACUGUGUGCUCGUGAUGCAUACACAGCUCGUGGCCUUGAACCAGAUGAGGGGACGCUGGACGAAGUGGCCAAAGCCAUGUUGUAUGUUCCUAAGGAGGAGAAGCUCUUCUCUGCGCAGGGAUGCAAAUCAAUUCCUCAAAGGAUCAGUUUCUUUCUACCAUAAAGGAGCAUAACUGAGAAUAAAGGAACAGAGUAUACUUGAAUAAAGCGGAAAAGAAGCUGCUAAUAUCUUAAAUGCAUAAUAUUUGUUUCACAACAUUGAAAAUGCAGAAGAAACAUAGAGUUUCAACUCUAUACCUCACAAUCUUGAGAGUUAGGAGAGGGAGAAUGGAGGCUUGUCCUUGGCAAACCCUACUCUAAUAGUUUUUUAAUUUAACUUUUUAUCUGCUUGUAUUUUAUUGAUUUCUCCCAACCAGCUUUACAGUUUACAUAUAGUACACUGGCCUGCACUAAAGUUACUUAAGUUCAAUGAGCAAAGUUAAAAAUGAGCAAAGACCGCAGCUACAGUAAUGCACUUACAGUGGAAGCCAAUAAGGCACAGUGGAUAUCUCGAAGGUGUAAUCAUAACGCUUAUUUACAUGUGAUUGCUUGUGAAUGAUCAAAUAGAAUCAAUCAGCAACUCAAGUCUUGACCAGCUAAAAAAGUGAAACUGGUUACUUUUUCUUGUUAUACAGUAAGGGACACAAAAGGGACUUGAUAUAACUAUCCAUAAGGCUGCAUCAUAAUUUGCAUACUAUACAGUACAAUAGUAUGCAAGAUUAGGUUUAGUGCAUCCCAAAUCACAGUGCACUGAUAAAUGUAUGGCAAAGGCACCGGUAUACUGUUUCCGGUGGAUUUUUAUGCAUCUGUACAUGCAUUUUGGGCUAAUAAUGCUAUGGAAGAGGAGUAGUUUGUGUCAAACAUUUUACUGAAGAAUUCAUGUUCGUGCUUCCAUUUUAAGUGCAUCACUGUAAAUGUAUUUUGCGUUUAAUUUUUACAAUCUGAGGGACAAUUCAGAGUUAUUUUUGGUGGUAAUGACCACAUGCCACAGAUGCUCUCGAUGCAGCUGAAGUUGUAUUUAACACGUAAUACUCCUUUAAGUACUUUGUACAAUUUUGGGAUCAAAUUAAACACAUUUAUGGUAUUAUUUCUUGUCAUGUGCAUUUUCAGGUUACAGUGUUUUUGUUGUUGUUGUUGUUUUAAUGGAUCACAACUAGUUAAUUGUCACGUGCACUUUUUGUUUAAAUUCAUAAUAUUGGUGUUUUCCAUUUUUAUCACUCUCUGUUAUAGUACAGUUUUAAAAGUGAUGCAGUUGUGAGUGAAGAGGUCCUUUUUUUUGUUUUUUUUGUUUUUUUUUUUAAAUAUACCCUAGUAUGAAUAUGUGGGUCAAAAAUUACCUUAUAUCUAGUUUUAGGACAUGCAUUUUACAUUGAAAUUUUACAUUUUGAUCUGCCACUCAAGGUAUUCCUCAGUUAUGGUGUUUCCUAUCACGUGAAGUUACUUUUUUUAACAUUUAGCUGAAUAUGUUUUAAAAUAUAAGAGAAUUUGCAUCACUAUCCCAAGAAUGCAUGUGGGUCCUAUUUAACCCAUAUGAGUUUCCUAUGGAAUUCAAUGCAUUUAUCACAGCUAUUAUUUUUGAUUGUUUUCAGUUAACAUUUAUGUAAUUAAAUACAUGUUAAAUACCA